Messenger RNA from Nyctereutes procyonoides (raccoon dog), 2511 nucleotides. RefSeq names its product ectonucleotide pyrophosphatase/phosphodiesterase family member 5 (gene ENPP5). The record is from RefSeq and is a predicted model, not a curated record. The coding region runs from base 166 to 1599 and encodes 477 amino acids. Lineage: Eukaryota; Metazoa; Chordata; Mammalia; Carnivora; Canidae. The transcript has 4 exons.
GUCAGGUGCUCGGCGCCCGGGCUGCGUGCAGGUGAGCCGCCCGCGCCUCCGCCGCCCCCCGCCGUUGCCCCCGUCCGACUCUCCGAGCUGUGGUCCGAAGCCCCUGCGGGCCGUCCGGAUCGCUGCGAGGAUUAUCUUACACUGAGCUGAUCAAAUACUUUGAAAAUGACUUCAAAACUCCUCUGGGUAUCCUUCAUACUUGCUGCAUUAAUACUCUCGAUUACAUUUUCUCUCCAACCAGACCAGCAAAAGGUUCUACUGGUUUCAUUUGAUGGAUUCCGUUGGGAUUAUUUAUACAGAGUUCCAACACCCCAUUUUCAUUAUGUUAUGAAGUAUGGUGUUCAUGUGAAGCAAGUAACUAAUAUUUUUAUUACAAAGACCUACCCUAACCAUUAUACUUUGGUAACUGGCCUCUUUGCAGAGAAUCAUGGGAUUGUUGCAAAUGACAUGUUUGACCCUAUUUUGAAUAAAUCUUUCUCCUUGGAUAACAUGACUAUUUAUGAUUCUGAGUUUUGGGAAGAAGCAACGCCAAUAUGGAUCACAAAUCAGAGGGCAGGACAUUCUAGUGGUGCAGCCAUGUGGCCUGGAGCAGAUGUAAAAAUACAUAAUAGCUUUCCUACGCACUAUAUGCCUUACAAUGAGUCUGUUUCAUUUGAAGAUAGAGUUGCCAAGAUUAUUGAAUGGUUUACAUCCAAAGAGCCCAUAAAUCUCGGUCUUCUUUACUGGGAAGAUCCCGAUGAUAUGGGCCACCAUUUGGGACCUGAGAGUCCACUCAUGGGACCUGUCAUUUCGGAUAUUGACAACAAGUUGGGAUAUCUCAUACAAAUGCUGAAAAAGGAAAAGCUGUGGAACAUCCUGAACCUAAUCAUCACAAGUGAUCAUGGAAUGACCCAGUGUUCUGAGGAAAGGAUAAUAGAACUUGAUCAGUAUGUGGAUAAAGACCACUAUAUCCUGAUUGACCAAUCUCCAGUAGCAGCCAUCUUGCCAAAAGAAGGUAAAUUUGAUGAAGUCUAUGAAGCACUAGCCCGUGCUCAUCCUAAUCUUACUGUUUACAAAAAAGAAGAGAUUCCAGAAAGAUGGCAUUACAAGUACAACCAUCGAAUUCAACCCAUCCUAGCAGUGGCUGACGAAGGGUGGUAUAUUUUACAGAAUAAGACAGAUAAUUUUCUGUUAGGCAACCACGGUUAUGAUAAUGCGUUAGCCGAAAUGCAUCCAAUAUUUUUAGCCCACGGUCCUGCCUUCAGAAAGAAUUUCACGAAAGAAGCCAUGAACUCCACAGAUCUGUACCCACUUCUCUGUCACCUCCUCAAUGUCACGGGCAUGCCACACAAUGGAUCAUUCAGGAAUGUCCAGGAUCUGCUCACUUCAGCAACCCCAAGACCAACCACUUACACACCAAAUCCUACACUCCUCCAUAGUAGUGUCAAGCCUGGAGAAGAUGAGCACGAGGAGUCAUAUGCUUAUUUCCUAGGGGUGUCUCUUGGCAGCAUUUUGGUGAUUGUAUUUUUUAUAAUCUUCAUUAAACAUUUAAUUCGCAGUCAGAUACCUGCCUUACCAGAUAUACAGGCUGAAAUAGCUCAACCAUUAUUACAAGCCUAAUGCUACUUUGGAGAUUGUGUAUUUAUUUCAGUGUUUAAAGGUUUCAAAUUCUAGGAAACCAGUUUUAGACAUUUGCACAGAUCUUUAAGGAGUUAUAUACAGGCACAGCCACACACACACAAACACACACACACACACACACACACACCAAAAGCAUACACAUGGACCAAAUACACUUACCUACAAAGGAUUAAAGUGGGGAAGUAUGAUUCUGUUAUUCUCUCUUAGGGGUAGAUAAAAUCCUGCUUUAUUUGGAUAUGGCGCAUAUAAUGUAUAUAUUUAGCAACUUUGCACUAUUUAAAUAUCAUAUAUAUUGCACUUUAAAUUAUUCUUCUAAUGGGUAUCUUUAUGUGAAAUGCACUUUAUUGACAGUUAUAUCUUCUACUUUGGUUGAAAAAGACCAAUUUUUCUCUGCCCACAUCCCAGAAUACUUGUUACUUAUUUGAACUGGGUGAAUUUUCUAAUAAUUCCUGAAAAAUGUAGAAAUAUCUCUCCUUAAACCAGGAGUGCAAAAAGAAAGUCAAAACUGUUGGAGAUUAAAUGCAACAACCCUUGUCCAUUGAAUUGUGAGAAAUGCAUUCCCAAAAGCAGAUGUAUCUGGGCAUUCCUUUCUGUGCUUCUUUUUAAAAGACAUGAGUUUUUGUUUUAUUUUUCCUUAAAAAAAAAAAAAGAUUCAAUACUGACAGAUUCCAUCUAAACAUACAUUCCAUCUAAACAUUUCAUUUCUGGGGAUCCCUGGGUGGUGCAGUGGUUUAGCGCCUGCCUUUGGCCCAGGGCGUGAUCCUGGAGACCCCGGAUCAAGUCCCACGUCCGGCUCCCGGUGCAUGGAGCCUGCUUCUCCCUCUGCCUGUGUCUCUGCCCCUCUCUCUCUCUGUGUGUGACUAUCAUAAAUAAAUUAAAAAUUAAAAAACA